This is a messenger RNA of Oreochromis niloticus (Nile tilapia), 742 nucleotides long. RefSeq lists its product as uncharacterized. NCBI's taxonomy places the organism in Eukaryota, Metazoa, Chordata, Actinopteri, Cichliformes, Cichlidae. Gene Ontology annotation, biological process: defense response to bacterium. Bases 48 to 533 code for a protein of 161 amino acids. The transcript has 5 exons. The record is from RefSeq and is a predicted model, not a curated record.
AUUUUGCGCCUUGCAAUGAGGUGUGUGUGCAGCCCAUGCACCUUUAAAUGUAUAAAAGCAGCCAUAACUACAGAUGCUGCCAUGAUCUCUCGGUGGCUGCGAUGGAGACGUCUUCACUCAUCUUUCUGUGCCUUGUGGCAACAUUUUCAGUCCGUGCUGUCCAUGGACGGACCUUAGAGGUCAGCAUCGAUGAUGAAGAGGACGUGGACAUGGAAGUCUUGAUGGGGCUUCCAGGAAAGUGCUGGGCUUGCGAGUGGAUUUUAAACAAGGUGAAGAAACUUGCAGGACCAAACCCCACUGCAGAGAGCCUGAAGUCAAAGUUGCUCUCUGUCUGCGAUGGUAUUGGACUCUUAAAAUCACUGUGCCGCAAAUUUGUGAAGGCCCACCUUGGAGAAUUAAUUGAGGAACUCACAACAACUGAUGGUGUGAGGACCAUCUGUGUCAACAUGGGAGCAUGCAAGUCAAAGGAGUUGGAGCUGCUCUUUUAUGCAGAGAAUGGAGGUCCACUUAUUGACGUUAAGGAGCUUGACUGACUUUAGAUGUAUGAAUAAACAUUGCAAAAAAAUCGCAGUAAUAACUGAGAAGAAUUAGCUCCAGUAAAUAUUACUUUUGCCUUAAAGCUUUGUUUCCAAUCUGCAUUAACUUACCUUUAUUUCCUCUGCAAUGCAAUGUUUUUUUUAAAUUCUUCUGUCUGUAUUUGUGCACAGCUAACACAAAUAAACAGCUGAAAUGAUUACACUCA